This is a messenger RNA of Gastrolobium bilobum, 1498 nucleotides long. RefSeq names its product co-chaperone protein p23-1-like. The record is from RefSeq and is a predicted model, not a curated record. The transcript is spliced from 6 exons. Bases 688 to 1317 code for a protein of 209 amino acids. Lineage: Eukaryota; Viridiplantae; Streptophyta; Magnoliopsida; Fabales; Fabaceae. Gene Ontology annotation, cellular component: cytosol; nucleus. Gene Ontology annotation, biological process: chaperone-mediated protein complex assembly; protein folding. Gene Ontology annotation, molecular function: protein-folding chaperone binding; Hsp90 protein binding.
UUUAAUUAGGGUUUUAGCAUUUUGGUUGAGAAAUCUUAGAUUCUCUUGGAGCUAUAAUUUCGAGUUCAUUGUUAUAUUUAAUUCUUGGUCUUCAUGUGGUUUGUUACAUAGCGAUGAUUUCAUAGCCCUUUUGUUUUUUUCUUCUCAGUUUCCUUCUUUCAUAUAGGGGUUUAGUUUACUACCACUUUCUGUGUUAUUUUUUAUUGCUAAUUUCAUUAGUAAACUAGGAACACUCUGAUUUGGGGCUGUAAUAUGUUGCUGUUAGCUUAGCGAGAAAUAAAGGAAAUGUUAUGUUCGUAAUUUUGUUCCUUUUUUUGGUUUUCAAAAUUUGGAAGCAUCCUAGUUGUGGUACCCUGUUCAUCGAUGAUCUAUAUGACGAAUUUUGAUUUGGUCUCAGAAGUGCAUUUCUUGUUUUGAUUCUAUUCUUAAAGUUACAUCUCGAUUGAUGGGAAUCUUCUGAUACAGAUCAUAUAUCUAUAGAGCAUUAGUCUUAAGGUUGAUGCUCAUUUUAGAUGUAUGGUAUUGUUUUUCAUGGAUCAAGAAAACAUUUUUCAUUUGAUAUGAGCUUCCUGGUCAAAAUUUACUAAGGAAGUCAAGGACAAAUUAAUGCUGAGUUAAAGGUUUGAGGUAGUAAAUAAAUUGUUUCAGUGUUAGAAUCUUAUCUAGUGUCAAAUUUGAUGGACUCAAAUGUGUUCUAUCCAAGAGGUUAUUCAAGUAUACUUGGAAUUAAGUGAGGCCAACAUAUUGCGUGGAAGUAGCCGCCAUCCUCCUGUCAAAUGGGCGCAGAGGUCUGAUGAACUCUACAUAACAGUUGAGUUGCCUGACGCCCAGGAUGUGAAGCUAAAACUGGAGCCAGAAGGAAAAUUUUACUUCUCUGCAACUGCUGGUGCAGAGAAGAUUCCCUAUGAAAUUGACAUUGAUCUGUUUGACAAUAUUGAUGUAAAUAAUAGCAAAGCUAGUCUUGGUUCAAGAAAUAUCUGCUACCUAGUGAAAAAGGCUGAGAACAAAUGGUGGGACAGAUUGUUGAAGCAAGGAGGGAAACCUCCUAUCUUUUUGAAAGUUGAUUGGGACAAAUGGGUUGAUGAAGAUGAGGAGCAAGAUAAUAAGCCUGCAUCUGAUAUGGACUUUGGCGACAUUGAUUUUUCCAAGUUGAACAUGGGAGGGGGUGGAGGAAUGGAUUUUGAUGCUGCAGGCGAUGAUGACGAUGAUGAGAGUGACACAGAAGAUGAAGUUGCAGCACAAGCAUCUACUGGCAAUGAACUAGAUACAAAAGACACCGCGGGUGGCGAUCCAAGCGAUGCACCUCAUAAAGCAUAAAUUUUUUGCGAAUGGUGAACCGAUUCAUAGUUAGUUGACAUGUUCACUUCGUUUUCAGCCUUUUGAUCCUGGACCUUUUUAACAAGUUUGGCAUAUACGUGUUGGCGUUACAUAAUACUAUUCGAUAAUUAUAUGUCUUUGUUUCGGUUAGAGUGGAUAAUUGCACCUCAUCUGAGGUAUG